Molecule: messenger RNA, 2040 nt
Organism: Rhipicephalus microplus (southern cattle tick)
Lineage: Eukaryota; Metazoa; Arthropoda; Arachnida; Ixodida; Ixodidae
Source: RefSeq, a predicted model, not a curated record
UAGCAGCCACCCUGCCGUCUUUUCGAGGAACGAACCGCUAUAGUUCCAGUGAUCGCAACGCUCCAUCUUUAGCACUGAGACGUCCUGUCGAUACAGAAGAAGACUGUCGCAAUGUGGUUUCUCUUGCCUGCUAAUCAAACUGAGGAGGUUUUAGCCAACUACCUGAAUGAUGAAGACAACGCACUAGCCUUGCGGGAACUUCAUGUCACCUGCUGCUUCGUCGCCAUUCCCGACCAACUGCUCAAGUGCGUACAACGAUGCACCAUGUUACACAAGCUGCGCUGCGUGGCCUGUCCUUUCAAGGCGAGUGAUAUGAUGUCCCUGCUGCUCCAGUUACCUUUUCUAGACCUUCUACACUUCUCCCUCGUGGCGCAGCAUGAUCUAGCCGGUGAGAUGACGAAAGUUCUCGUGCAAUGCGCGCGCGGCCGCACAGCUUCCAGCCUGCGCAGCAUGUAUGCCGAGGUGAUGGGCGACAGCAACUUCGCAAUUCUCGCGGUUUUCUUGUCUUGUUGCCCGAGCCUGUCCGAUUUGCAUGUGCACUAUAUGUCCGGGCAGUUGUCAUACGCGGUUCUAUACUGUCAGGAAAUCGUCGAGGGCAUCUCUUCGCUUAAGAAUUUUACCUUCUCCUCAGAUGUCCCGGCCUCUCUACAGCUGGAUAUGCCCGUGGAAGUGGGCUUCAAGACUUGCUUGCAAAUAAGCUCAAACGUCACUUAUUCCCAGUCGCACUCCCAUAACUACAGUUUCGCUCAGCUCAGUGACAUUGCGUUCGGACAUAGUGGCCCUGACUUGCCGCCACAGCUCGUACUGCUAGCCAUUUACCAACCCGAACAUUUGGCCCAACGUAUCAGCUCCGCCUGCGAAAUGGCCCACUGGACAUCAGUGCACCGUCUUUGCCUCGUCCUAGUUCCGGAAGAACCGGAAGCUACGCACUAUCCGACGCUGGGUGCAGAGUUCUUUCCCUGCCUUCGCGAAUUCUUCGUUAAAGCAGCGAGAAAUCUGCAAGAGCUCAACGUCAACUCUUUCCACUUCGGCCUCGACCUUGACCUUACGAAGGUGCUAUUAGUCGCCAAUAUCAAGACUUUAAGGGCACUUUCAACUCCGCCUUGCGGGCUCCGCCAUCCGUCCGCACUUCAGCGUCUCGUCAGUAGCUGCCCGGCUCUACAAGAUCUGGACGUUCGUGUAUACCGCCGAGGUUACUUGUUCCACUGCGCUGUUUGUGAAAGCCCGUUUGUCUUGCACGACGACGGCGUGGCCGUACUCAGCGGUGACAAUCUUCGCAAGGAGUUCCGGCUCACCCUUUGUGACUUGCCGAGCCUAGCAUCUUUGAAAUUUCUUCUGCGCUGUAAUGUCACGGAGCUGCGGCUUCUAAACUGUCCGGAGACAGUACGCGAAAGUUACGCGGCGCUUGGAACGCUGCUUCCUGGCAACGGUAACCUGUGGUACCUCCAGCUUCAGCAGGACUGGUUGCCGCUGUGUGAUCAGUCCUUCAUUGUUAACCUGGCCCUCAUUCAGAGCCUGAAAUACGUGUGCCUUAUAACGGGUCAGCUUGCGUCGGAUGAUAAUGUGCAUAAGAUCCUGCAUGGCUUGCACCUCGCCAUGCCAAACCUGACAGUAGCACACGUCCACUACCGUCGGCCACCAGAAGGCAUUGAGCAACGAAUCACGUGGAUGAGAAGCGCCAGCCGGCCACGCUAUCAAAAAGUCGGACAUUUGCUACGAGACUACCCCUGCAUUAUGUGCUGUACGGCGACGUUCAUUGGCCUCGCGAUGCCACCAGCAACCCAAGUCAUUUUCGCCCCGUAACCUUUGCUACCUAUAUCAUAUUGGGUUGAGAACUUCAUGUCUCUUUUGCAUGCAUACCACGAAGCGGAACUUCUUGCUGCAAUUGAAACAUUUCAAAAGCGCUUUUUAGUAUAUUGUUUUACCCUGUGACAAAAUGAAGCCAAUAAACUUGGAUGCUUUUUGAAUUGACGUCAUGGUGUAUGCACAAAAAUGUCAACAAAAACAUCGAAUAGAUGGUAAAUAAACAUUUAUCGCCAA